AUGCCACCCCGCAACACCCGCGCAAACAUAUCCUUCACCGUGGACUCGGCCUCGGAAGAUGAAAUGGCGCGCGACACGUUCCCGACGCCCGACUCCAACACGGAAAACAAGGAGGCGAGACGAGGGCGCGGCCGGCCCCCCGCGAAAGCAGCAGAAGCUAGUACGAAGACGAAAGCGGCGACGAAGAAAGCGAAACCGGCGGCGCGUCGGGCUAGCGGUGGGAGCGUGCUGGGUGUUAGGAAGCAGGGGGCGGGGGUUGCGAAGAAGAGCGGGCAUAGGGGGCGCGCGGAGCGGAAGGUGGAGGGUGUGAGCGAGACGGAGGAGGUGGAUGAGUUUGAUGGGGAGGUUGCGCCUGUGGAGGAGACGAAGCCUGUUACGAGGAGGGGGAGGCCGGCGAAGGUGAAGAAGGCGGAGGAGGAAGAGGAAGAAGAAGAGAAGAAGACGAGUGUCGCUGUGGCAGUAGAUCCAUCUAGGAGGACGCGCAAGGCAGCGGAACCGGCGAUAGCGACGAAAAAGAACGCAGCGAAAGCGAAGUCGAGCACGACUUCGAAAACCUCGAAACGCGCGCCCAAAGAGGAGCCGAAACCUGAGCCGGAGGAGGCAGAGAUGACGAUCCAGGAGACACAAGCGGAGCCAGUGCCACCUGAGCCCAUGGAUAUUGAGGACUCGAUUGAAGCGCUGGAUGAGAUACCGGAGUCCAUGCCACCGCCCCCGAGAUCAACCGCACGCCGGCCCGUACAAUCUCGAUCGCGCCAACCGUCCGCUGGACCCCGUCGAGCGGGGAGCGUGUCAGACACGGAGCGCGGCGACCCGGCGCUGAGGCGGAAAGUGGGCGAUCUGACCAAGAAGCUGGAUGCCAUGACGGCGAAGUACGAGAACCUCAGGGAGUUGGCGACUUCGCAGCGGGAAUCGAAUUUCGAGCAAUUGAAGCGGCGAACGGAGCAGGUUGCUAAGAACCAAGACGGCGUCAUCAAAGCCUUGAAGCAGCAAGUAUCAGACAUGCAAUCGCGCUCCACGGACCUCUCUGCAGCGAAGAAAGAACUCGCCAAACUGCAAAAGGAGAAUUCGCGGUUAGAAGCCGAGAAUAAAACGCUGACGGCAUCCCUCGAUGGCGCGCAAAAGGAAAUCAAAACCCUGUCGACGAAACUCGCCGCUGCCAGAUCGUCUGCUCCCACGGACAAAGUAGUACCAGGGAGCGCGGUCAAAGCAGCGCGUCCUACGGGCGUGGUGCUUCCCGGGGCAGUCGAAGCGGCCAAGGAGGCGCAGCAGAAACAGCUGAAGCUUGAUUUGUACAGCGAUUUGACCAAUCUGGUGGUGCUGAAUUGUAAGAAAGGUGAAGAAGGGGAGGAUGUGUUUGAUUGUCUGCAGACGGGGAGGAAUGGAACACUGCACUUCCAACUCUCCAUCCUCAACGACGAGGAAAACUACGGCGACGCCCAGUUCGUGUAUACCCCGCUGCUGGACGAGAAGCGCGAUGCGGGGCUGUUGGACCUGCUGCCGGAUUAUCUGACGGAUGAGUUGGAGUUCCCUAGGAAUCAGGUCGCAAAGUUUUAUGAGAAGGUAGCGGGGAGUAUGAGUCGGGCUGUGGAGCUUGUCGAGUAG
Westerdykella ornata is the source of this 1602-nucleotide messenger RNA. RefSeq lists its product as uncharacterized. Gene Ontology annotation, cellular component: monopolin complex; mitotic spindle; nucleolus. Gene Ontology annotation, biological process: attachment of mitotic spindle microtubules to kinetochore; meiotic sister chromatid segregation; homologous chromosome segregation. The transcript has 3 exons. The record is from RefSeq and is a predicted model, not a curated record. The coding region runs from base 1 to 1602 and encodes 533 amino acids. Gene Ontology annotation, molecular function: protein binding; microtubule site clamp. NCBI's taxonomy places the organism in Eukaryota, Fungi, Ascomycota, Dothideomycetes, Pleosporales, Sporormiaceae.